Molecule: messenger RNA, 908 nt
Organism: Oxyura jamaicensis (ruddy duck)
Lineage: Eukaryota; Metazoa; Chordata; Aves; Anseriformes; Anatidae
Gene: TMEM98
Product: transmembrane protein 98
Exons: 7
Coding region: 198-875 (225 amino acids)
Cellular component (GO): endoplasmic reticulum
Source: RefSeq, a predicted model, not a curated record
CGGGGCCGGGGCCGGGGGCGGUACCGGCCGGGGGUGGGGGCGGCCCGGCAGAGCCCCGGCCCCACUCCCGUCCCGCUCCCGUCCCGGUGCCGGCCCCGCUCGGCGCCCCCCGGCUCCAUCUUGUGCGCGGCCGCGCGGCUCCAGGUACCGCUGGGGCCGAGAUGGAGCCACGCGCCUGAGCCAGGCAGGAACAAGCCAUGGAGACGGUUGUCAUCGUAGCCAUCGGGGUGCUGGCCACCAUCUUCCUGGCGUCCUUCGUGGCGCUGGUGGUGGUGUGCCGGCAGCGCUACUGCCGCCCCAAAGACCUCCUGCACCCCUAUGACACCAAGCCUAUCGUGGACCUCAUUGGGGCAAUGGAGACGCAGUCGGAGCCCUCGGAGCUGGAGCUGGACGACGUGGUCAUCACCAACCCACACAUCGAGGCCAUCCUGGAGAACGAGGACUGGAUCGAGGAUGCCUCGGGCCUGGUCUCACACUGCAUCGCCAUCCUGAAGAUCUGCCACACGUUGACGGAGAAGCUGGUGGCCAUGACCAUGGGCUCGGGUGCCCGCGUGAAGUCGCCCUCCAGCCUGGGUGACAUCAUCGUGGUGGCCAAACGCAUCAGCCCCAGGGUGGACGACGUGGUGAGAUCCAUGUACCCGCCGCUGGACCCCAAGCUGCUGGACGCCAGGGCUGCGGCGCUGCUGCUGUCCGUCAGCCACCUGGUGCUGGUGACGCGCAGCGCCUGCCACCAGCCCGGUGCCCGCGACUGGGUGGACCGCUCGCUGGCAGCUGCGGAGGAGCACAUGGCCGCGCUGCGCCAGGCCGCCAUGGCCACCGAGCCCGAGCGCCCACCGGCCACCGACCCUUUCCGGCAGGAGCAGUCGGCCAUCUGAGCCACCAGCGCCAAUAAACUCCCGUGACGCUGC